Mya arenaria is the source of this 807-nucleotide messenger RNA. Its product is annotated as oligodendrocyte transcription factor 3-like. Gene Ontology annotation, molecular function: protein dimerization activity. Bases 1 to 807 code for a protein of 268 amino acids. NCBI's taxonomy places the organism in Eukaryota, Metazoa, Mollusca, Bivalvia, Myida, Myidae. The record is from RefSeq and is a predicted model, not a curated record. The transcript has a single exon.
AUGAGUUGCGAACCGGUGGACCUAACGUGCACUCCCAAGCGCGUCAAGCGGAAGCGAAAGUAUCAGCAGGUGACAGAGGAAGAGACUGUGGAAGGGGACCUCUUGGAGCAUCGGCGGUUGAUGGCCAACUGCCAGGAGCGCGUCCGUAUGCAGAGGAUCAACGUGGCGCUGGAUGUAUUAAAACAGACGCUUCCGGAAGAGUACCACCCUUGCCAGCGGCGAAUGUCGAAGAUUCGGACUCUCCGUUGUGCUAUGGACUAUAUUCGCGGGCUGUCACAGUUGCUUCAGGAUGACAACUUGCGCCGGCAGCAUAUAUACGGUCAGGCCAAACAGUUUGUACAGGGAAUAUACGUUAGCGGGGACACAAGCUCGGACUGUAUGUACUCCAGCCACAGAACCACCAAUUUCCAGUCUGUAACCCCAUACACGCCCCUCUUCCCGUACCUAGGGCCGCUCUGUACAUCAGACGCCAGUGAAUAUAUGUUCACACCACAGCAGACGCCGCCCGUGCGCCACGACGCCAUGAUCCCCAGGCAGCUGGAGUUUGGAGCGCCUCGGAAGCAGCAGCACAGUACAGACGAUCCCACCACCACCCCGCAAUACCUCAUGGCCGGAAGUACGGAACAUAGUGCGCAUAAGAGCACGCCGGUGACCUCCCGACAUACGAUGUACCGUUGUAAGCGAUCACAGACAUUCUCGACCGUUCCCCGCCAGACCCAUGACAUCAAGCCGGAGCUCGACGUCGCAUACAUGGAACCACACAGCCACGACACGCUACCCGUAGUCAAUCAGGACACUGCUUGGUGA